Messenger RNA from Hypomesus transpacificus, 2087 nucleotides. RefSeq lists its product as uncharacterized. The record is from RefSeq and is a predicted model, not a curated record. Lineage: Eukaryota; Metazoa; Chordata; Actinopteri; Osmeriformes; Osmeridae. The transcript has 11 exons. Gene Ontology annotation, cellular component: endoplasmic reticulum. Gene Ontology annotation, biological process: regulation of lipid storage. Bases 123 to 1295 code for a protein of 390 amino acids.
UGUAGGUAGCUGUAAUCAGGAAGCGUAGGCUACAUCAUCUAUUGCUCCAAAUACAGAGCCACAUUUACAUUAAGAUAAUAUAAACUUGUUUCCAGUUGGUUUGUAUUUCGAAGUUUAUUGCAAUGCGCCGAAGGACUGACGGCCACGAAGCCAGCGGAGAGGCAGCAAAAUCAGUAAAGACUCCAAAUCCGGCGACAGCAGGGCAGCCCAGCUCUACUAGGUCCGAAGAUGCAGGUACAACUAGUACUGGUACCUGCUGGUCCACAUUGUUGACGGUGGGGAAAUGUGUGCUCGUCGUCAUCUUCAUCCCUCCGUUCCUGAACUAUGCUUCUCUGCAGAGAGAGGGCCAACUGCUGAUGCCCAAAGAAGGUCAGUUGGUAGAUGUCGGCUUGGGACAGACCAUGCACAUGAUGUGCAAAGGACAAGGACAACCCGUGGUCUUGCUGGAUGCCCCAACUGGUACUUCCUCCGAUGUGUGGCACUACAUACAGGAAAGCCUAGCACCACUCACCAAGGUGUGCACCUAUGACCGUGUGGGGCUGGGCUUCAGCAGGAGGAGCCUCCAGAACGAAACCAUGGGAACGGAGAAAGUGUGGGGCGGGUCCACCUCAGGACGGAUGGUGGAUGACCUCCAGCGCCUCAUCAAGGCCACAGAGACGGCCACGCCCCUCAUCAUGGUGGGCUCCGAACUGGGCGCGCUCAACGCCAGGUUCUACAGUCACAUCCACGACGCGCAAGUGUCUGACCUGGUCCUCAUCGAUCCUAUCCCAGAAGACAUCUUUGAGGAGGACCAGUGGAAUCAGCACUGGUACAGCCACACAGUGCCGUCCCUCCAGGCCAUGCAGCUGUCUGCGGCCACAGGACUCAGUCGCCUGCUCAUCAUCCUGGGGCUGCUGCAGCCUCUCAUCACCGGAGACCACAUCCCAGAAGACCUGCUCCAGAGACAGAAAUACCUGCUCAGUAACCCCGCCCAUCAGAGCAGUGCUGUGGACGAGCACUACUUCCUGAAUGAAAGUGCCUCUCAAGUCAGGGACCUUUCCAAGUUCAAGCCCCUCUGCAGUAGAACAUCUGUCAGUGUGAUCACUGGAGACUUGUUUGAUGAGCAGAUUCCAGCUUACCUAAACCAGAUGGUGGCCAAGCUUCAGAAGGACUUCCUGGAUCGGUACUACCCCACAGCCAAUCACAUCCAUGCCCAAGGAGGGGACCGACGAAUGCUCUACAAGAAUCCAUCCGUCAUAAGUAAAUACCUCUGGCAACUUGUUGCUCAGCGACAGGCCACACGAAAAAGCCAGUGAUUGGCUACUGAAGGUGUCUGUUCAGUUUUCCCUGCAGUCAGAGAAGCCAUGGGUCAAACCUACGUACUAUUUUCAGGCUCCUGGUAGUAUGUUUUAUUGUGCCUUUAAGAUAUAUAAUAAAAAAAAUAUGUAAAACAUUUUUUAAACGAGAAACAGCACCCCCGAUUCUUGUCUGAACUUUUACGCUUUCCUCCAGCUUGAGUUUGAUUGACAGUGGUUUCACAAAAUAAACCAAGGAGGAAAGCCCAGGUCGCCGAAGGCGAUUGGCUGGAACAGGAUUGCUGGAACAUAACUGUCUGGGAAGUAGUGAGCCAAUCCCCCAAUUUUUAAUUGACAUUCCACUGUGUGGUCUGUGAUGCUAAACAAGUCUCAGAGAGCCUCAUUAGCUUACACAACAUAGACAAACAUUUUUUUUUUUUUUUAUUUAAAUCAUCUUUACCAACUAUCAGAGGAACGUGUCAUGUGACAUGGAGUUCUGUAUAAGUCUAGUCUUAUUUUGAGGUUCUGUUCAGGGUAGGUGUCCUACUGGAGAAUACUUGAUUUUAUGUUUCAUUACAAGUGCAGAUAUUUAACAGUUGUGCCUCACAGCCAAAGUAAAUAGCCAUUUUUUGUUUUUCUACCUCUAUGCUGUCUUGUGGUUUGAUCUCUGCAGAUCCACAACUGUAUACUGUAUCAGUUUUCCGUUUACAUAAAUAUGGCUGUUGGAGAGAAAGAAAGACCAGACUUCGUGAAGUUAUCCUGAGGAUUUAAGUUUAAUUAUGACACCACAUCAAAAUAAAAAUUUCCAACAGA